Messenger RNA from Morchella sextelata, 396 nucleotides. RefSeq lists its product as uncharacterized. The coding region runs from base 1 to 396 and encodes 131 amino acids. The transcript is spliced from 3 exons. NCBI's taxonomy places the organism in Eukaryota, Fungi, Ascomycota, Pezizomycetes, Pezizales, Morchellaceae. The record is from RefSeq and is a predicted model, not a curated record.
AUGUUCAAACGCUCCCCACCCCUCACCCUCCGCGCCCACCGCGCCACCUCCGUCGUCCUCACCCCGGGCGAACUGGUCGAGAUCCGAGCAGCACAACGCACAUUCGAGGGCGCCUACCUGCGCACGGCGCUGUCGCAGUUCAGCUUCGCGCUGGUGAUCCUGAAGAUCUUCACGCAGGAGUUCUACAGCAUUGGCGCGCUGUUUGCGGUCUUUGGCGCGUUUAUCCUGGGCGCGAGUAUGCUGCGGCGCAGGAGCGGGAAUAAGCAGUUCUUUAGAGACGGCGAGGGGGAGCGGGGGAAGAGGUUUAGGACUAGUGGGAAUGUUGUGGCGUUGGUGACGGCGAUUAGUGUUGCGGCAUACUCGACGCUGCUGGUGCUGGUUUUGAGGUUAAGUUGA